Messenger RNA from Eimeria acervulina, 1253 nucleotides. RefSeq lists its product as hypothetical. Gene Ontology annotation, biological process: protein dephosphorylation. Gene Ontology annotation, molecular function: protein serine/threonine phosphatase activity. The annotation marks the transcript as partial. Lineage: Eukaryota; Apicomplexa; Conoidasida; Eucoccidiorida; Eimeriidae. The record is from RefSeq and is a predicted model, not a curated record. The transcript has 7 exons.
AUGGAGGCAGGAGAUGCAUCGCCUCCGUCUUUUCCGUGGGAGAAGAUGGAUGAAGGGGCUGAGUCUUCCCGCAAGCAUGCAGCUGAACUUGAACGUCUAGGUUGGUCUCAUGCUGACGGGGGGGAGUGGCUCGUUCACACGGAGAGCGGAUGGCUGUGCAAUCCUAGUGAAAAGGUUUAUUUCCAUGCAGAAAGAAACAUACUACUGCCUGCGCAGCCACAAGCCGCUGCAGCUGAAGGAACGGUGGGCAGCGAAACCUUCCCGGUACAACACCAACAGCGUGUUGAAGGGCCCCGAGGCGGGGACAAUUCAGAAGGAGGAGAAGAGGGGGAAGAAAUGGGAGAUGAUUUGCAAUCCGACGAUUAUUCUGAUUUCAUGUUGGAUCUCGAGGAUGACCUCGACGCUGCGACAGCGCAGAAAAAGGUGAAGAAUGUUUGCCACAGCAAAUUACAGAGCGGAAACGGAACUUGUGCAGACUACGCCGCGGCGCAUCUACACAAGAACAUCUUGAGCUGCUACCGCCAGGUUUACAGGACCGUUCAGCGCAAGCGCGAAGAAGAAGCGGCGAGUCGCCAGCAGCACUCGCAACAGCAGCGGCUGCGGGAGCAGCGGGCUAACGGGCAGUGGCUGCAGCAGCUGAACAGAACAGCCGAGCCUUUGCGCCCUGAGGAGCAGCGGCUGUCAGUGGAGCUCGAGGCCCUCGUGCGUAGCUGCUUCAGUGCAUUCUCCGUCACCGACAAGAACUACUUGGGCCUCACCUCCAGCGCCCUCACCCAAGACGCGGGCUCCACUGCUUGCGUCGCGAUUUUCUUUGGCCCCGACGAAGAAGGAGCGCUGAAACUGAUUACAGCGCAUGCAGGCGACUCGCGAGCGGUUUUGUGUCGAGACGGUGCCGCCUUGCGCCUUACGGAAGACCAUAAACCAAAUACCCCCAGCGAACGAAAACGCAUCGAGGCCGCAGGAGGACAGGUGGCGUCCAUUCAGGGAAUUUGGCGGGUGUUUGCUUUAGACUCGCGCAAGAACCGCACUUUUGGGCUUUCGACGGCAAGGGCUUUGGGGGACCUUGCUCUGAAAAAGCCGAAGCCCUUAGUUAUAUCCAACCCUACCGUUCAUGUCUACACGCUGCAUUUUGACAGAGACGCAUUCCUCGUGUUGGGCUCGGAUGGUAUUUUUGAGGUUUUGUCUGACGAUGAAGUUGUCAAUCUGAUUCUCUCUCGCCUUCCCGCAACUCCUCUGGAGGUCGGAAGCCUUUG